Molecule: messenger RNA, 2231 nt
Organism: Physella acuta
Lineage: Eukaryota; Metazoa; Mollusca; Gastropoda; Physidae
Product: ectonucleotide pyrophosphatase/phosphodiesterase family member 5
Source: RefSeq, a predicted model, not a curated record
GUAGAGUAGAGUAAGCUAACGUAGUUGCAGCAUAACAACAAAGUUAGGAGUUAAGGAAGCAGAAAUAAAGAACUCGGUGCAGUGAGAUAUGUGAAAGUGAAUUGUUUCAAAAAUUUAUUUAUAAUAAUAAACUCUAAAAGGCCUAAUUGUUUUUUAUUAAUUAAUAAUUGAAAAUAAAAAUGCACUCAAGUAAUAUAAGAUUGAGUUCAUUGAACUGGAAGUCAGUCAGCCUUGUCAUGAUAACACAUCUGAUUGUUUGGUUCUGUGCAGUUAUUCAAAUGAUUUGUCACAAUGAAAAGGAAUUUUCGCUUCUUUUGGUUUCAUUGGAUGGUUUCAGGUGGGAUUUUCAUUUAAGAACAGAUACUCCCAACUUUCAUAAAAUAAUAAAACAAGGUGUCUAUGCUAAAGAUGGACUAACUAAUGUGUUUGUCACCAACACCUUACCCAACCAUUGGUCUAUGGUCACUGGUUUGUUUGUUGAAAAUCAUGGUGUUAUGGACAAUUUUAUAAAAGAUCCCAACAUAACAACACCAUUCAUUCCUAAAUUUGAAAACCAGCAUCAUGAGAAUGAUCCCAAGUACUAUGACGCUGGUGCUGAACCAAUAUGGGUGGCCAAUCAAUUACAAAAACAAAAUGGCAGAAGUGGGAGUAUUAUGUGGUGGGGUGGUGACAACCCAGUCAAGUGGGUGCGACCAACAUUGCACAUGUCAUACAAUGAGGAGAUACUUUUCCAAUCUAGAGUGGACACAAUGGUUAGCUGGUUUAAAGCUGCACAUCCCAUAAAUUUAGGUCUUUUGUAUUUUCAUGAACCAGACUUGACUGCUCACAAAUUUGGACCCAAUUCAAGUGAGGUGAUUAAUCAGAUCAAAUAUUUAGAUUCUGCAAUUGGUUAUUUGUUAAGCAAAUUUGAAGAAAAUGAUUUGCUCGAUGACGUGAACAUCAUCAUUACUAGCGACCAUGGGUUUACUGAUGUUUCUGCAACAAAAACAAUCAAAUUAAAUGAAAUACUUGAAUCAUCAGAUUACACAAUUUUAAAUUCUGGCACCACAUCUUUGUCAACAACAUCAAUAUUUCCUGCUGAAGGACACCUAGAGGAGAUCUAUAAGAAAUUAAAAGCUGCUUCAGAAAUCCAGAACGUAUUUAAGGUUUAUAAAAGACAUGAGAUUCCAGAAGAGUAUCAUUAUAAAAAUAAUUUGAGAGCACCACCCAUCCUUGUGGUGCCAGAGCUAGGGUAUUCCUUCACAACCAAUGUCAGCAGUUUUCAUCUAGCUGGUAACCAUGGUUACGACAACAAAAAUCAAGAAAUGCACCCAAUUUUUCUGGCAAUGGGUCCAUCAUUUAAGCAAGGAUUUUCUGUGGAGUCAUUUAGUAGUGUUGAUAUCUACCCACUGAUGUGCCAUCUCUUGAAGCUGCAGCCAGCACCCAACAAUGGCAGCAUGAAAAUUGUUGGCCAGCUGUUGAGUGAAGGUCAUGAAACCACCAUGUGGACUUUUGGGACAUAUAUCUUGGUCCUGAUUGUGAUAGCAAGUGUUGGGGGUAUCUUCACUGUGGCCGCCUGCCGCCACCACCGGUAUUUCAAGCGCAGGAUCCUACAGCUGCGAUUAUCUCCUGUCCAAGCUACAAUUAAAUACUCAACACCACCCACUGGAGGCGCUAAAGCUUCUUUACUCUCUGGAGAAGAGGACGAUGAUGAUUUUGAUGAUGCCCAUGACGAUGAUAAAAUGUUAGAAAUAGUCGCUGAGAAAUGGUGAUAAUAGUGGUUGCGGAUUGUCAAUGUUAGUGGUGGUAGGUUGUUGAAAUGUGGUGGUUAAUAGUAGUUGAUAAUUUUUGUAAGGUAGUUUGGCUGUAGAUGAUUGAGUUCAAGGAUUUUUUUUACAUCUUUUCAAUGAUCUUGAGAAAAGCUAGAUUGGGGGGCUUAGAAUACUAAGAUUAUGUUUGAUGUUGAGAAAAGCUAGAUUGGGGGGCUUAGAAUACUAAGAUUAUGUUUGAUGUUGAGAAAAGCUAGAUUGGGGGGCUUAGAAUACUAAGAUUAUGUUUCAUCUCUGAUUCAGAUUGAAAUGGGGAGAAAGAUGUAAAGUUCUCAAAUGUAUUUUUUUUUUUUUUAACUAUUUUGUGUCUGACUGACUUUAAGCUUGAGACCCAUUCUCAUAAGAUGAUGGAAUAUAUGUUUGUAUAGUCAAAGUUUUCAUGCAUGUACACAUUUUUCCAAUAAAAAGAAAAAUAAUUGAUAA